Messenger RNA from Quercus lobata, 3115 nucleotides. RefSeq names its product SET-domain containing protein lysine methyltransferase family protein (gene SUVR4). The record is from RefSeq and is a predicted model, not a curated record. The coding region runs from base 187 to 2235 and encodes 682 amino acids. The transcript is spliced from 10 exons. Lineage: Eukaryota; Viridiplantae; Streptophyta; Magnoliopsida; Fagales; Fagaceae. Gene Ontology annotation, molecular function: zinc ion binding; histone methyltransferase activity; protein binding. Gene Ontology annotation, cellular component: nucleus.
UCUCUCACUGUGUAAACGAAACGACAAUAGAAACAUUCCCAAACCCCUUACUCUUCCCUCCACAGUUCCCUAUACCCAUUUCUCUGCUCCAUUAUUUCAUCAAAAUAAAAUUGUCUUUCACGUUACUACAAGACAAAGUUGGGUCCUUUUUCUGAGUUGGGUCUUUUGGCGUUUUGGGUUUUGGCGAUGGCUCGAAACCCAAGAGUCAUUGCGGCGUUUAAUGCAAUGAAGCGUUUGGAUAUCCCACCUGAGAAGGUGAAACCCGUGUUGAAGAAGCUGUUGGUGUUGUACAAUAUGAAUUGGGAUUUGAUUGAAGACGGGAAUUAUAGAACACUCAUAGACGCCUAUUUUGAGCUCAACGAAGGUGGUGCCACUAGUGGCAAAGAUGAGGUUGAAGAUGAUGAAAGGUCACCAAAAAGAGUUAAACAACAGAGUUUAGUAGAAGGAAAAGGGAAGGAACCCAUUUCUUGUGGUGAUGAUGAUGUGGUUGCUGGAGAUGAUAUUGAUGUUGAUGAUAUUGUUCAUGAUGAUGAUGGUGGUGGUGGUGGUGAUGCUGUGUGUAAUACAACUAUUACUAGUACUGAAAAUCCAAUGCUGGAUCAACCCAUUACAGUUCUCCCUCCUCCAGCUCGUCCAAGGUCCUCAAAUGGUUCAACUGCGAAACCUAUUGUCAAGGUUCUGCCUCUUCAUUAUGUGCUUCUUGGCAAUGACAAUGACAAUUCAGUGGGCACUGGCCAUACAAGCCAUGAGACUGAUUUUGGUAUUGCUUCUUCAUCCUUGGGAGAAGUGAAAAUCUUAUUGAAUUGUGAUUCUGCACUUCGUCAAAUGAAUUUUCGUAUUCCAAAGUUAGACUCAGUUCUGAAAUAUGUGGAGGAUAAAUAUUUCAGAUCAGGGAAAAUUGUUGGGCCCCAGUUUUCUGUGAGAAUGUUGUUGAAGGAUUUGUGUGAAAGUUAUUUGAAGCUGGGUACAAAUUCUCUUGAUAGAUCUACUGCUGUUAACUCUUCUUCUGAUGUGAUUAUAGAUGUCCGUGAUGCCUCACGUAUUACUGGACCAAAGAAGAGAGCUUUUGCAGUACGUACUUCUGAAACAGAUUCAAAUCGAAAGGGUUCAGGCAGUUCUAGGCAUAUAAAUUCACGAAAUCUGGUUCAUGAUGGGAACAGGGCCUUCUGUAAUAUACUUGACAUAACAAAAGGUGCAGAAAAAGUGAAAAUAUCAUUGGUUAAUGAAGUUGGCAGUGAGCAGCUCCCAAAAUUCAAUUACAUUCCACACAAUAUAAUUUAUCAGAAUGCUAAUGUAAAUAUUUCAUUGGCUCGGAUUGCGGAUGAGGAUUGCUGUGAGGAUUGUUCAGGAGACUGUCUUUCAUCAUCAAUUACUUGUGCAUGUGCUCGAGAAACUGGUGGAGAGUUUGCUUACUCGCCACAAGGCCUGCUGAAAGAAGAAUUUCUAAGCGCUUGUAUCUCUAUGAAGCGAGCACCUCAAGAUCACCAUUUUGUUUAUUGUCAAUACUGCCCAUUAGAGAGGAUGAAGAAUGAGGACAUGCCUGAACGAUGCAAGGGCCAUUUAGUCCGUAAGUUCAUUAAAGAAUGCUGGAGAAAAUGUGGAUGUGACAUGCAGUGUGGUAAUCGAGUAGUGCAGAGAGGCAUAACACGCAAGUUGCAGGUGUUCUUGACUCCUGAAGGAAAAGGAUGGGGUAUCAGAACACUUGAGGACAUCCCCAAAGGAGCCUUCAUAUGUGAAUAUAUAGGGGAAGUACUAACCAACAUGGAGUUAUACUAUCGGAUUCUGCAAAGCAGUGGCAACGAGAGACAUACGUACCCAGUAACACUUGAUGCCGAUUGGGGCUCAGAAGUAGUUUUAAAAGAUGAGGAGGCACUUUGUUUGGAUGCCACAUGUCAUGGAAACGUUGCAAGGUUCAUCAACCAUAGAUGCUUUGAUUCGAACUUGAUUGAUGUUCCAGUUGAAGUGGAGACUCCAGAUCGUCACUAUUAUCAUCUUGCCUUUUUUACUACGAAGAAAGUGCGUGCUUUUCAAGAACUGACAUGGGAUUAUGGGAUAGACUUUGCUGAUGAAAAUCAUCCAAUUAAGGCAUUUCAAUGUCGUUGUGGAAGUGAAGUCUGCCGAGACAAGAAACAUAAAAGCCUAAAAAAGGUGGAUCUUAAACAGAAAUCAAGCAGUUGCUUUCAAUUAUCUUUUGAGAACUUUGGACCUCCCAAACACCUCAGAGGGCCCAAAUAACUGAAAGCCUUAACCAUGAUAUAGGGAGAGAGAUUACGUGGAGCUAGAUCAAUGGGUACAACACUUAGAUGAAUAAUUGACAAGAUCAUUUUCUGAAGGACAAUUCUCUUUUUUCUGCAACUUCCUACCAAUUAAUACAGAAGUAACUACAAGAACUUUCAUGAAGAGAGAUUUUUUUUUUCCAAAGAUAAAGUUUUGGAGAUGUCUGAGGAUAUUUUGGGAAGUUUAACGAUGAUAUGUUUCACUAUAUCAUACAUAGAGCUUUUGAAUUUCUGUAGUUGUCCCUGUCAAUUUUAGAGCGGAAGCAGACACAUGGAGAGUAUUUGUUUGUUUUUGGCUCAAGUCCCUCACACAUUUGUUAUAGCAUACCACAUGGACCAGAAUUGAUGCAUGUCCUACAGCAGACAGACAUUUUUAGGUGUAGAUUUUAUGCUUUUUCCCUCCUUAGAAUUUUUUUUUUUUGUCUUUUUUUUUUGAGAAACUCCCUCCUUAGAAAUCAGUUGCACAAAUUCCUGCUCCAUUAAAGCAUACAAUUGAUUUCUCCUACUGUUUGAGCUGCUUUGUGCCUAACAUCUUUUAUCUUUUUGAAGAAAUCAAGUGUUCGGAAUUUUUGUCUACAUCUAGCAGCCUAUCUUGUAGGUAAUUCUCAUUGAAGUUUUUGAUUUUAUGGAAAUUUUUUGACUCUGUAUGUUCAAGAUUUUAAUACAAGGUUAUCAUACCAUGAGUCCUUGCCUAUUGACUGUCUAAGAUUGCUUUUUUAGUUACUGGACUCAUGAUGCCACCGAAGAAUAUGGAUUAUAGGUUUUAAAUAUUGUUCUAGAGACGUGAAGAUUACAAGUGGAUGAUUUGGCAGAAGACAAAAUUUGGUUACAAACUUGGU